Molecule: messenger RNA, 1488 nt
Organism: Entamoeba invadens IP1
Lineage: Eukaryota; Evosea; Mastigamoebida; Endamoebidae
Exons: 1
Coding region: 1-1488 (495 amino acids)
Biological process (GO): transmembrane transport
Molecular function (GO): transmembrane transporter activity
Source: RefSeq, a predicted model, not a curated record
AUGUGGGCUUUCAAUUUGCACGCCGACUUGAAGAAAAAGGUGGUUCACUCCUAUAACCUGACGACGUACUGUGUUUCUGCGUUCUGUCUUAACUUCUCCGUCUACUUCUUUUGGUUGAUAGUCCCCAUUAUGAUGCGUAACUUAGGGGCUUCACCUUUAGAAAUUGGAUUAGUUGGAGCAGUUGGGUUUGGUGCACAAGGAUUUAUGGCUCCUGUAUGUGGGCGGCUAGCUGAUAAAUUACCGCCUGAGAGUAUGGCGCGCUUUGGAGCUUGUUUACAUUGUUUGACUUGUUUAAUAGUAGCUAUGGUCUAUAUAACAGAGACUAAGACUAUACCAAUCUACUUCAUAUGUUUGAUUCAAAGUCUUGGUCUAGCUAUGUUCUGGUCACCGUCAGAAGCAUUAGUAGGCAAUGAAAGUUAUGCGGGCGGCGAGAGUAAAAACAUUUCAAUGUUUUCUAUGUCUUUUGCUUGUGGCAAAGCUGUUGGAUUUUUACUUGCUGGAACUUUGAGUGCUCUUAUUGGACAGACUUACAGUUUAUAUGUUGCAUGCGCUGAAGCUUUUGUGACAUUCUUUGCGAUGACGCUCUUCCCACAAAACAAUCACUUGAAGGAGGAGACGGUGCCUGAAAUUAACAUUGAGUUGGAGGCUCUUCCACAAAUCGAGAAGAAGGAAAGGGAGUAUACAACUGAAAUCCCAAUGAAUGGUGAUCCUAAGACUCUACAAAGUAAUACUGAACAUCAAGAUGGUGUCAUUUUAAGUGAAUCACAAACACCACGAAUCUCUGAAGAUAACACACACAUUGAUUUGAGUGAAAUCAAACACACACAAGUCAUGUCGAAAAGACCCAUCCAUUACUUCUGGUAUUACAUCAACUCUAUUGUCUUCCACUGCUUUGUCACUGCCAUUGUUGGAGUUAUUUCCAAUCAAUAUAUUAAUUAUGCUAAACGAACUAAUGUGACUCUUCCAGGUAUUAUAGAAGACUCUGAUGUGCUUGUAGGUAUUUUACUAUUUGUGGUGAAUAUUGCUCAGUUAAGUGCGUUUGUUGUCUUAGGGAGAAUGACAAUUUGGCAAUACAAAUUGUAUUUGAAUAUGAUUUCCUUUGUAGUUCUUCUUGGGUGUGUAGCUGUUUUUUAUUUCAUGAAGAACGGGUAUGUGUUGGCUAUCGCUUCUUUUGUUAUUGGGUUUAUUUCUGGAUAUGAUUUCUUGUUGAACAUGUUUUACUCGUUGAAUGCAUCUGAGUCCGAGAAAGGGAAGUACAUGGGGAUAUCUGAGUGUUCUUCCUGUUUGUCGUACAGUUUAGCUCCACUUCUCGCUGGUUUAUUAUCAACUUAUAUAAGUCUUGGGUGGUGUAUAUACACCUGUUUUGUUUUUAUAAUACUUGGAUUAAUUGGGUGUGGUGCCACACAAGCUUAUGUCUAUUACCUUGAGAGAAAGGAUAGACUUCAAGUACAAAAGGAGUUAAUGAUUCCUGCCGACUCGAUGAAAUAA